This is a messenger RNA of Linum tenue, 2975 nucleotides long. The record is from the annotation of a GenBank genome assembly. NCBI's taxonomy places the organism in Eukaryota, Viridiplantae, Streptophyta, Magnoliopsida, Malpighiales, Linaceae.
CAUUUCUGUCGGCCCACUAAUUCCCGCAUUGUCUCGUCUUCUUCUUUCUCUUCUUCUUCUUUCUCUCCGUGUAAAAGGAAAACAAAUUCAAUAAAAAACUUGCAGGAUUCCGCCUCGCCUUCACUGAAGACCCCCGCUUCAAACCUGUUGCUAGCUCUCUCUCAUUCUCCCAGACUAGCAAUGGCUCCUCCAGGAGUUCUAAUGGUUGCAGAGAAACCCAGCAUCGCUUCCUCCAUCGCUUCUGUGCUCUCCCGUGGCAAAAUGUCUACUAGGAAAGGCAGUACAGAGGUUCAUGAAUUCGACGGCACUUUCCUUGGCUUUCCUGCCUACUACAAGGUCACUUCAGUCAUUGGCCACGUUUUCAGUGUAGAUUUCCCUGAGAAAUACCAGAAUUGGUCUGCUACUGAUCCUUUAGAUCUCUUCCAAGCUCCAGUGAGGAAGGCAGAAUCAAAUCCUAAGGCUCAUAUUCGAAGGCACUUAAGUCAAGAGGCUCGUGGGUGCACUCAUCUGGUACUGUGGUUAGACUGUGAUCGCGAAGGGGAGAAUAUAUGCUUUGAAGUUAUUGAGUGCUCUGGCUUUCAUAUAAAUGAUGGUAAAAGAAGGAUUCAUCGUGCGCGGUUUUCUUCUGUCACCGAGAAAGAUAUUUCAAAAGCAAUGGAUAGCCUUGUUGAACCGAACAAAGAUGAGGCAUUGGCUGUAGAUGCUCGACAAGAGAUAGAUUUGAAAGUUGGAGUUGCAUUUACACGAUUCCAAACCGGUUAUUUCCAAGGAAAAUAUGGAAAUCUUGAUUCCAGAGUUAUCUCGUGGGUGCUGUGCAUAAUUUUGGACUUUGUACCUGCUUUUCUUUCCCCCUACUUCUCAUCUAUUGAGUCCCAAUCAUUUUAUUUGUACCUUGAGCAGCUGUUUGAGUUAUUUGGUGUUUAUUCCUACAGUUAUGGACCAUGUCAAACCCCUACCCUAGGAUUUUGCGUGCAGCGAUAUCUGCAAAUUACAACAUUUAAGCCAGAAAAGUACUGGGCCUUGCACCCUUACAUAGUGAUGGAUGGGUAUGAGCUGCAGCUGGAUUGGGAGCGUCAUAGAUUGUUUGACUUUGAUGUUGCUGCUAUGUUUCAAAAGCUUGUACUUCAGGAUGGAGUAUUACUGGUUACUGGGAUAUCAGAAGAACAGGAAACUAAAGGCCGUCCUCAGGGUCUAAACACAGUUAACCUUCUAAAGGUUUCAUCAAGUGCAUUAGGUUUUGGGCCUCACCAUGCAAUGCAAUUAGCUGAACGCUUAUACACUCAAGGAUUCAUCAGUUACCCUCGUACAGAGAGCACAGCCUACCCUUCCUCCUUCGACUUCAGAAGCACACUAGGAGAACUAGCAAAAGUCCCUAUUUGGGCUGAAUAUGUUCACAACCUACUUUCUGGAGGGUAUCAGAAGCCAAAAUCUGGGACUGAUGUCGGUGAUCAUCCUCCUAUUACCCCAAUGCGAGCAGCCAGUGAGGACCUGAUUGGUAAUGAUGCUUGGAGACUAUAUCAGUAUAUCUGCCAACAUUUCCUUGGGACUGUUUCACCUGACUGUAAGUUUGUAAGGACAAAGAUACAAUUCUCAUCUGGGGGAGAAUCCUUCCAUUGUGUUGGAAAGCAUGUUAGAGUUGAGGGGUUUACUGCUAUCAUGCCUUGGUUGGCAGUAAGCGAGAAAAAUCUUCCACGGUUUGCUAGAGGGGAGAAAAUCGCAAUGUCAAAAGUGGAGUUGUUUGAGGGGAAAACUGCUCCUCCAGAUUAUCUUAGCGAGAGCGAGCUGAUUUCAUUGAUGGAGAAGCAUGGUAUAGGUACAGAUGCAUCAAUUCCAGUCCAUAUUAACAACAUCUGUGAAAGGAACUAUGUACAGGUGCAAUCUGGCAGGAAGCUAGUCCCAACUCCCUUGGGGAUCACCUUAAUUAGAGGAUACCAAUGCAUUGAUCCAGAUCUCUGUUUGCCUGACAUUCGGAGUUUCAUUGAGCAACAGAUUAUGCUCGUGGCCAAGGGUCAAGCAGAUCAUUCCCGCAUUGUUUUGCAUGUACUGCAACAAUUCAAGCAGAAGUUUGCAUACUUUGUUAAGCAGAUAGAUAACAUGGAUGCAUUGUUCGAAGCACAGUUCUCUCCCCUUGCUGAUUCGGGACGAGCACUCAGUAAAUGUGGUAAAUGCCUAAGGUACAUGAAGUACAUUGCUAGCCAGCCAUCCCGGUUAUACUGUGGCACAUGCGAGGAGGUAUACUAUGUUCCUCAGAAGGGUACAAUCAAGCUGUACAAGGAGCUAACAUGCCCACUGGACAACUUCGAGCUGCUGAUAUUCUCCAUGGCUGGUCCAGAGGGCAAGUCCUUCCCUCUCUGUCCAUACUGCUACAACAAUCCUCCUUUUGAAGGCAUUGACACGCUUUUCGGCACUGGCACCAAGGCUGCUGGUGCUGCUAGUGGCGGGAAGUUAGGGAAGGGGGCAGGGAUGCCAUGCUUUCUCUGUCCACACCCAACAUGUCGCCACUCGGUUAUAUCCCAAGGCGUGUGUGCUUGCCCUGAAUGCAGCGGGACGCUGGUCCUGGACCCAGUGAGUGCUCCCAAGUGGAGGCUGUACUGCAACAUGUGCAACUGCCUCGUGUUGCUCCCACAAGGGGCACACAGGAUCAGCACCACGAGCGAGCGUUGCAGCGAAUGCGAGUCGAAGAUUAUUGAGGUGGACUUCAACAAGAACUCGACGCCAUUAGAGGGUGGUGCGACGUUGCACAGGGGUUGCAUCCUGUGCGACGAACUGCUUCACUCGCUCGUGGAGGUGAAGCAUGGGAAGUCGUUCUUCAAGCGAAGUGGGGGCGCAAGGGGAAGAGGCGGGUCGUGGCGUAGGGGAGGGAGAGGAAGGGGAGGUGCUGGCAAGAAAGUUGAUCCUAAGAUGAGCUUUUCAGAGUUUUAAGAGAUGAGGGAAGAAAAUGAUGGGAGCUAGCCCUUGUGUGUGUGUUUUCAUUG